UUACCCCUGAUUGAAUUGGUUAUUUUAUUUUGAUUUGAUUUAUGCUUUCAUUUUCGUUUUGUUUGAUUUUACUUCCCCCAUUUCUUGUUUUGAUAUGACUCUCAUCAUCAGAGCACCAGUGUUUAAUAGGCUUAAACUGUCUCUACCUCUCUUUGUAUUAGUCUUCAUUCUGCUGCCCGUCUCUUAGUGUUCAAAAUGCACUAUUCUAGAACACUCUCAUUCUGUUUGUUUCCAGUUGUGGGGGGGUAUUUAGUUUCACUUCCCCUUUUUUGUUGCAUUGCACUUUAUUCGUCCAGUCUCGUUAUGUUUUCACUGGAAUGCAUAAUGCUAGUUUUGACCUCACAUUGUUCCUAAAGACUGUGAUUGUUGGGAAGGCAAAGGAUUGAGAUUUGACUUUGGGCCUGAUUUUGGGAUUCCCCCUUACCUUUAAGGGAAAAUGAUCAGACAUACUCUAACCACGCAGGUAAUUGAUCUUCAAAUUAUGCCAUAAUUAGACUACACCAAUUAUCUGUUAAUUAUGACAAGAAAAAGUUUCAAACAUUCCCCGUUUUAAUUACAAUACCAGAUAUUUGAAUACCUUCAUGUUAAGUCAGAUAUCUAAUACAUAUAGUUGUAAUUUUUUAUAGAGAUUUUCUAUAUUUGACUGUUUAGAAAAGCUCUAGUGCUCCCAAGUGGUAGGGUGAAUCCCACAGUGCACUUUUCUGUAAGGUAUGGUGGGGGCUGGAGUCCCAUCAGGCCUUUAUUGUUCCGCACACGCUCCUUUAUCAUUUCAUUACUGGAACAAUUAUACCACUGGGCUGAAACUCCUGUCUCUCUCUCUCUCUCUACCACAAAUUAGACAGUCUAAGGUUUCCAAAUCAUGUGCGUCUUUUUCUACUCAAGGGCUAGGAAUUAAUGAGUCAUCUGUGGUGACACAAACAUAGUUUUCUCAAAAUGUCUGGCUUCAUACUACUGGUUCCUUAAUUAUUUUUAAUUUUGUGAAAUAUAAAAUACUUAAUUAAUUCUACUGGUAGUUCAACAGGGUAACAAUGGUAAUUAUAUUUUCCACUAAGUUUUGCAAACCUAUCAGCGUUUUUAUACUUGGCUUAUUUACCAUUGUACCGAUAACACUAUGUUGAUAGUAUAAGGAGAUUCCCAUAAUGUGACAGGGCUUUCUGCAUCUCUAGUAGCUGUGGAUAAUCAGAACUCAUGCUAAUUCCUAGCCCUUUUGCGGCAUUAUUUAAUUUAAUGUAGAAAUUACUAUUCACAUAUGUGCUGUAUCAUGUCAUAUAAUUUGUGCUACUCACAAGUGUGUUCCCUGUUGCCUUUUGUCAUUAUCACAUCAGCCCAAGGGUAUGAACUGACCCUGCUUUUAAAACUUAAUCGAACCAGCUCCCCCCCACGCACACACAAAAGAAUAAAUACAAUUUGACAAAAAAGAAGACUGACAGAAUUUACUGAAAUCCAAAUAAUUAAUUGGAGAGUGAUUAACUGACCAUGGUGAUCUCCAUGCAACCGCAAAUUCUUGUGCCUCUUUCUCCUUUAUUUGAGACCCCCACCCACCUUUUUCUGUCUCCGUGUCUGAAUGUUUGCCACCCCCCCACCCCAUCCCCACACUCCCAGGUAAGUACAUCCUUUACCCAACCCUGCACCACGGCAACCUCUGGCCUUUUUUUUACAUCACUGCUGCUGUAGCUCAGUGCUUGUGUCCUUAUUCUCUCUUUUCUCUUUGUCUCCCUCCCUGUCUGUCUCUCUCUCUCUUUGCUUCGUUUGGCUGGUUAUGAGUGGAUUAAGCAAUUAUGUGUCAAUAUUCAGUGUAGUUUUGUCUUUUUUUUUUUUUCUUUUUUUUUUUUUGUAUCAUUCUGAUUUGUUCAUUUGUUCUGAUGUUACUUUUCCUCUGAUCUAGGUCUUUUCACAGCUUGUGUAUAUAUAUAUAUUUAAAAAAAAAAUAUGACAGGCUAUUUAUAUCAGUAAAACAAUAAUAUCAUGGGGGACAUAAACCUUCAUUUGCAUCUAGGUGGACCUGCAGGGGUUUAAACUGCAUAUGGUCUAAGAGUCUGAAGAGGAUAAUGGAUAUGUAAGACAUACAGGAAGGACAUGCUGUGGAUCAGGAAGUCAUUGUUGUCGCAGCACUGCGAAAUGAUGCAGUAAAUACUAAUUACUCCUCCCUCUCUUAAACACACCCUCUGGCAACCCACAUGCUUCCUGCCCUGAGUUAAGAACAUGAGUUGGACGGAACUGCAUUGUGAUAGGACGGACUGACCCUGUGCCCAUCGUCCUCAAAUAUGAUGUCAUGGGAAUGGGGCGCAUGGAGAUGGAGCUGGACUAUGCAGAAGAUGCCACAGAGAAGCGCCGGGUGUUGGAGAUAGAAAAAGAAGACACAGAGGAACUGCGCCAAAAAUACAAGGAUUAUGCGGAAAAGGAGAAAGCCAUAGCCAAAGCUCUGGAGGAUCUGAGGGCCAACUUCUACUGUGAGCUGUGUGAUAAGCAAUAUCAGAAACAUCAGGAGUUUGACAAUCACAUCAAUUCCUAUGACCAUGCACACAAACAGAGACUAAAGGAGUUGAAGCAGAGAGAGUUUGCUCGGAAUGUGUCGUCUCGUUCUAGAAAGGAUGGCAAGAAACAGGAGAAGAUGCUGCGCCGUCUUCAUGAAUUGGCAGAACAAAGGAAGCAGCAAGAUCAUGUCGCUGGUAGUGGCCCUAUGUUUAAACCCACCACAGUGACAGUAGGUGGUGAGAAGGAAGAAGACUCCAUGGAUGGUGUGCCUAUGACAAUUGAUUCCAACACAGAAACUAGUGAAGAUAAAGGAGUCUGUGGUGUUGGUGGUCAAGGCUCCCCUAGAACAUCCCCUACUAUCAGCUUUGGCUUCAACAAAACUAGCUCUUCCCCAACACCCUGUGGAGGCUCACAGGCUCCCAAAGUCAGUGUCUCUUUCUCCUUUGCCAAAAAAGCCCCCGUCAAACUUGAGACAGCUGCAGCUGUCUUUGCAGACCAUGUUGAGGAGUCAAUGGAGGGAGAAGAAGGUCAGGAAGAGGAAGGAGAAAAGACAGAAGGAGAAGAAAGAGCUGUGGCAUCUAACACUGAUAGCCCACAAGGUACAGCAGGAGGUGGGUGCGAAGGAGGAGGUGGCAGUGGUGAGGAUGAACAGUCACAACCAGAUGAUGGAGAAACCCUCGCCUCCACCUUGAAUAAGCUAAAGAUGAUGAUGAAAAAGGAGGAAGGUUACUCUGGACAGGAACCACAGUAUUACCAUUAUGUACCUCCUGCACACUGUCGGGUCAAGCCCCAUUUCCAGUUUCUGCUUUUCAUGAAGGCCUCAGACCAGUGUGCCAGUAAGGAAGAAGAGGAUGGUGAGAUAGAUGAGAAGGCAGCAGCAGGUGAAAAUGGAGAGCAAACACAUCUAAAAGUCAGCAGUAAAUCUGAAAAAGGGACUGAGAAUGAACGUAUAGAAGAGCAAAACACAAAUCCUUCUCCCACAUCAACCAAAAUGAAGACAGAGGAAGAAUCGUGUAGUACCCCAGCGGGGCAAAGUAAUACAGCAGUUUUAGAUAUCUCUUCUCAACCAGCUGAUACCAAGCAAGGAAUGUCUGAGUCUGCAGACACAGGUCCUCGCAUGCCAUCUGGGCCUUUCUUUCCUGUGCUUAGUAAGGAUGAAAGCACCACCUUGCAGUGGCCUUCUGAAUUGCUGGAGUUCACUAAGGCUCAGCCAUCUCUCUCCUACAGUUGUAAUCCUCUCUACUUUGACUUCAAGCUGUCAAGAAACAAAGGAAACUGGGCAGGCAAAAACAGCAAACCUGCCAAGCCAGUUAGCACUGAUGGAGGAGAGGGAUCUAAGUCUGACAACAUGGAUACUACUCCUGCCACUAUUGGAGAGACUUGCACUGCCACAAUGGUAGCAGGACCAAAUACUGAUCAAAAGGAACAUACAUCCUUAAAAGAGGAGGGUGCUGAAAAUGAGAACAAAGAACAGAAAUUACCAAGUAGUGAAGAUGUGUCUGGAGGGUCUAAGAAAAAGAAAAAGAAGAAGAAACACAAGAAAUCAAGCAAGCAUUCUAAAUGCAGUGAAAAAGAAAAAGCAGCAGUGGAGGGGGAGUUAGAGAAUGAGAUGCCAGGAGAGAAAACUAAAAAGAAAAAAAAGCAUAAAAGAAAGAAAAGCAAAAAUAAACCACUUGAUGCUGAGGAAAAUGAAGAAGAGGGAGUUGACCAUAAGGAAAAAGAGAAAGACAAGGGGGUCAAAGAUGGAGUGUCCUCUGCCCAGUCAUUGGUAGUAACAGUUUCCCAUGAGGGAGGAAAGAGAAAACGAUCCCACAAGAUUUCACAGUGUUCUGGAAUUGAGGAAAGCAGUGCAGAAAAGCCCAGCUCUGCAGAGGAGCGCAAUGUUUCUAAACGCCUUAAAUCUGACCCCAGCGCACCUGCUGCCUCUUGUUCUGCCUCAGCCCGGAAGAGCUUAAGUGGAGGUCAACCUCCCAGCAGUGACAGUGAGGAGGAUGGAGGAUCAUCCUCUCAGCGUUCCCGACCAGCUCGCCAUUGCUCCACACCGCCACGUGAGCAGCGCAGACACCACAGUGAUGAUUCUGGACGAUCAGGACAUUCACGUAGUAGAUCAUCUCGUGGAGGCGACCGUAACCAUAGACGCCACAGAGGUCAGAAGUCACGCAGUCGAUCCUAUUCAAGUAGCUCCGAGCAUUCCUCUGCAAGGAGCAGUGCUUACAGCCACCGUAGUCAUAGCUACUCAGACAGUUAUAGUGACUAUAGUGAUAAAGAACAUCGCCACAGAUCAAGAAGACCUUCUUCAGAUUCAGACUAUGAGAGGCGUGAUAGUGGCCGGUCUCACAGACGGAACUACUCCUCAUCUUCCUCUGAGGACUCUCGUUCCCGCUCACGCUCACAUAGCCGCAGGAAACAUCAUAGGCGGAGACACCAACGGAGUAGUAGCCGCAGCUCUAGUCGCAGUAGUAGGAGCAGCAGCGCUCGCUCCUAUAGACGCAGUAGUUAUAGUCGCAGCCGUAGCUCUGUUAGUCGUUCAUCUAGCUCCACUAAGGGAUCUCCACUUCGACACGGUCACAACCGCCGAUCUGACAGUGCCACACAACGACGUGAUUUCAACCGGUCACGCAUUUACCGUUCCCAGUCUCCAAGGUCCUCUUCCCGCACACAGACCCGAAACAGCAACUCUUCAUCUGCACAAGGAACUAGAGGUAGUGGUGGAGCUGCCUCAAAGGAGGACGGAGUUGCUGCAGAACAUAGAAAUUCAUUCACUGCUCGACAGCUACUGGAGAAAAUCCAAUCUCGAAAAGGAGGGGAUGAGUCUGGAACUGGCACCAAGCCAGGCAUUAAGAUCAAGGACCCUCCACAAGGAUACUUUGGGCCCAAGCUCCCCCCUGUCCUUGGAAACAAAAGUAUUUUGCCCCUCUUUGGUAAAUUCCAGGCUGGAAAGAAACUGCCAUUAUUUUCUCUUACACGUUUAAUUGAAGGUGAAAAGUCAGAGCAGGGGAAAAAUUCUGAUAGUAGUGAAGUGAUCUUGGUAGAACCCAUUCGUGAGUUUCCCCCUCCUCCUCCUCCACCCCAGCCACCAGUCCAACAACAGCAACAACAAAAGCUGCAGUUAGAGGAGGCUGUACCAAAUGCUGUAGUGACCGAGGAGACCAGACAUCCAGCCUCAGACCCACAGGUCUUUCAUGAGUCUCAGCAACAAUAUGAGCAUGAUCCGGCUAUGAUGAUGCCACAAUACCAAGGUGAGGCAAGGCAAGACCCCAGUAAUCCCAUGUUGGAUGGACAUCUGAUGGGGCCUGAUAUGGGUCCACAGAGUACUAUGCAUGCCUAUGCUGGUUACCCUGCACCCACUAUGGAGGAUGGGGAAAUAGGCAUGGAAGCUGAAGAAGAUGGACUUGCACCUUUAGAAAGUCAACCAAUCACCUUUACCCCAGAGGAAGUGGAAAAGUACAGCAAGUUGCAGCAAGCAGCUCAACAGCACAUUCAACAGCAGCUAUUAGCCAAGCAGGUGAAGAGCUUCCCUUCAGCUGCAGCUGCUGCAGCAGCAGCUAACUUGGCAGCAGCUGCUAACCUUGCCCCUGCACCUCCGCCUCCACCAGCUGCAUUGCAGCCUAUUCACAUCCAGCAACCCACAGUUUCUGCAGCAUCUGCUACCUCCCUUACCACAAUGCAGCAUGCCAUCCUGCAGCAUCAUGCUGCUGCUAUGGGCAUUCAUCCCCAUACCCCACACCAUCAUCACCCUGCACAUGCCCAACUUGCCCAGAUUCACCAUAUCCCUCAACAUCAUCUAACCCCUAUCUCCUUGUCACCAUUGGGCCAUUCCUUAGGCCAUUCAUUGGGUCACUCUUUAGGACACACAGGCCUGAUUCCAUCUCACCACACUGCCUUUUUGUCAGGCCAACCAAUACAUAUUAUACCAGCCUCUGCGCUCCAUCACACCCCUUUUGCUCUACACCAUGUCCCCCAUGCUGCCCUCUACCCAACUCUCUUUACCCAUCGGCCAGCCACUGCAGCAGCAGCGGCUGCCCUGCAACUACACCCCCUUCUUCACCCUAUCUUCUCAGGGCAGGACCUCCAACACCCUCCAAACCAUGGCUCCUGAAAAUUGCAUCCCGCUCUUCAUAUAAAGAGGACCAGGCCCAGUAGUGUGAAAGGGUAAAGAGUUUUAGCCAGUGGGUGGCAUGCUAUGACUACCCAAAAUCCUCUGUCCUCUACGUACUCUGCUACCGUAAGGGGAUCUCAGUAGGAAAGUUUAUGGGUAUAUUUAAAGAAUAAGAGUAAGAUCAUCUCGGCUGCCUUUUGAGAUUGUAAUGUGAUGGAAAUCAUGUGAAAUUAGGACCAGGAGCUUGGUUGGCAGUUAGUGGUAUAUCAUAUACAGUAAAUUCCCUCAAGGAGUAUGGUACCAAUGCAAGGGUUGAUUUAUAGGUGAAGGACCUGGAUCUUACAACUAUAUAAAGGACAAGAAACCACUGGCAUAUCUUUUGUUUUCUAUGGUAUGUCAUUUUUGUUCAUUGUCUGAUGUGUAUCCAGAGGAUGGCUGUAGGCCAUGGGCAGUUUUAGAGGGUCAUAGGGGAAAAUGUUUUUCUGUGUACUAAACAUUCUUGAGAGUUUAUGAAUUAACGCAUUGUAUGAAUAUGCAAAGAUACACUUGUGCCUGGUUCUCAAAAACCAGGCUGUGAUGAAUUUGACGAUUGGCCCACUGCAAGGUUAACAUAGUAUUUGGUCAUUUUUAGCUCAUACCAGUUAUCAUUAGAGUACCAUACCAUGGUGCCACAAAACCUGAACAAGAUUAAAAGCCAUACUUGGCAUUCAACUAUGUAAACCUAUUUUUUUUCUAGUUGGUUUAUAAAUUAUCUGAAAAUAGUGAAUGGAAUAUAGACAUCACAAAUGUAGAUGUCACACAUUUUUAUAAUGUCACAGGCUGUUGAAACUGCAUACUAGGUUACACUUUGGAAUUUGAGGGUUCACAUCACUCGUUUAUAAAAUUGUGAAAUAUUGCACUGAAAAAAUGUACAGAUGCUGUUUUUGCAUCUUGUAACAACUGUAUGAUUGUGUUCUGCAAUAAUUUUAUUUUCUAUUUUAUUUUAAAUUAUUUUCAGUGUUUGUUUCUUUUUUGGAAAAUGUUUUGGUUGUCUUUCUGUACAAUUAGUUCAGUGUAAAUAAACUUGUAGUAAAACGAUAAUGUAAAAUAAAGGUUGAUAACACCUGUUUAAAAAUGCUAAUAAAAAGAAUAAUGAAAUGAAAAUGGAAAAAAAAGUAUAUCAUAAACAUGAUCAGGGCUGGUAUUACAGAGGUCAGGGGAGUCUUUGGAAAGUGGAGGGACUGCAGAAUGUUGUACAACUUUUGGUGACAUUAAUUGUACUGUAAAUUGCAGCAAUGACAUUAGCUUUUUUAAGUCCUUCUUGAUGCAUCAGCAAAUAAAACUGAGUUGUAAUCA
Messenger RNA from Myxocyprinus asiaticus (Chinese sucker), 7909 nucleotides. Its product is annotated as G patch domain-containing protein 8-like. The transcript has 6 exons. The coding region runs from base 2273 to 6574 and encodes 1433 amino acids. Gene Ontology annotation, molecular function: nucleic acid binding. The record is from RefSeq and is a predicted model, not a curated record. Gene Ontology annotation, cellular component: nucleus. NCBI's taxonomy places the organism in Eukaryota, Metazoa, Chordata, Actinopteri, Cypriniformes, Catostomidae.